GCGUGGCUAAAAUUAUAUGGAACACCCUGUAUAGGUCCAUAGGUAGAUAGCGCACGUAAGACCAUGCACACAUGAAUAUGCAAAACGACGCACGAGCUACUAUCAUCUGCAUGCGUCGAUAAGCAUGGUGUAAGUGCGACACUCCUGAAAAAUAAAAAAAAGACGUUGUUGAAAGUAUAUCGCGCUGUCUGUCGUUUCGUGUCGAGCGCUUUAUGUACCGAUAUAGGUCACCAUGGUCUACCAACAAGUCUAUCUUGCCACACUGGUUAUGUAGGUUUGUGCAGUACCGGUGCCGGGUUGUACCAGCUCAUCACGUGAACACGGAGUGGCGAUUACUUGGUAGUGAAGUCACAGAUAGGAAGGCGAGUCUCAUACAGGUAUACGGCGGGCAAUCGUCGCGCUCGAUACAAUUCCUACCUUUCGAUCACUGUCCUCCAGACGGGCGCCGAUGCUGACGCAUUGCAGUCGUUGAAGUGGAGAACGAGGACCUGCGCGUUCUUUUUUUUUAAAGAUUUGACCAGUCUAGUUAAUUAAACAACAAAAGACAAAGCAUGUACAGCAGUAUACAUGCGAAACCGCCAUGACUUGUCACCCUUUCUUUUUUUCCAAGAAAGAAGACGGUAUACGAUGACAGAUGUGACGCAAAGAACCACCGUUUCCCACACCCCGGCCAACUGCUCAACAAACAGGCCUGUCCGCGUGCUUGCCACGGAAAACCACGCGGAGCGCAAGGAAGAUAUAAUCUGUUGCGGGUCUUGCACCCCGACAUUCUAAUCUUGUUCAUUAAAACGGAGAAAUCGCCGCUUGCCGCUUCGCUAUUUCGAGAACGCUCCCCCUGCUGCUCAAGUGCAUUGUGUAAACCCGCAGGGUGGCCGCGGCGGCGCCCAAAUGUUGUUCCAACUCCACCCUUCUAUACCAGUAGGUAGGCACCUUCCUCCCACCUCCUCGCCUGGGUAACACUGCGGAUCACGGCGAAAAACACACACACACACUCACUCACACAUACUUCUAGCCGCGCCGAAAACUAACGAACGGCACAAAGAAAGAAAGAAAGAAAGAAAGAAAGAAAGAAAGAAAGAGUGAAAUAAGUUGACGCCCGGGAAUUUCUUCUACCCCUUCGAAACCCACCUUACAAAAAAAAAAAAAGAGGAAACAAACAAAUGCAAAAGCUCGCAGAGGCAACGAAAAGGAGAGAGAGGGAGAGAGAGAGAGAGCUAGAGAAAGAAGGGGGGGAAAACUGGAGCGCGGCAUUGCGAGGCGACAGCAGCAAAAGCAAGUCUUUCGCGAGGCCGGAGGCCGAGCCUCUCCGGCGUCGACGCGCGGAUAGACGCUCGCGCGAGAAGAGCAGCCACUGAGCCGCACCCGUCACUGAGCCAUGCCACAUCCCCUCCUCCCCAUCCUCCUCCUCCUCAGAAACGCACAAAGGAGAGGCGAACGCACACCGACGGCGGUUUGGCCUCGAUUUCCCUGAACAGCAAGCGCGGCUCACAACAGCGCCGCGAGGGUUCGUCGUCGCAGCUCGCGCCCGCCGCUGUGGCCGCGGGUGAACCCAAAAUAGUGGGCCUCAACGAUCCCGGUCGCCGACAAGGCGGUGGCGCAGCUCGUGCUGCCCUAGACUGGGAGCGCGCGCCGGUGCCCACCAGCGUUAACCGUCGCCCGCCCCGGCGAGCCUGACGAUACGGCAGCUCGGCGACAGGAACGGGCCGUUCCUUUCCUCCUGCUCCUGGCUGUCUGUCGGUGUCGCACGUCUGUGCGUCCACGAAGGUGAAACCUAGUUGCCGAUGGACCCGGAUUAGACGGCGUUGCGCCACCAUGUUUUGACGUCGUGCACCGCCGGCGAUGCCGCUGGGUUCUUCAAGCGGGCUUUUCGAGAUUGUCGGUGGCGAAACGUAAGCGAGAACCGGGAAAGCGGCGCAGUUUCGCAGUGCGAACCGUUUCGACGGGCGUGGUCGAGGAGAACCACGUGUUCUCGGGCGCCGGUACCGCGGUUCGGUAGCUCCGAGGAAUGCGCGCGUCUUCGACAUUUUGCAGCAUCGUUUCGAUACGUCGCUGGCGUGUGUGCGCGGCUCUGUGACCGGGACAGAGUUUGGUCCCGCACCGAGUGUCGACGGACGGCUGUGAUGAUCCCACCACGUGGCAACACCACGACGCCGGCGCCUCUGGCGACCAGACGGUUGUCAUCUGCUGGCAUUACCACGAUACUUGCUUGGUUUUUGUAGCGAUUGAUGUGUUACGUGCGACGUGUUCUGCGUGAAGGCGAAGAGCCGGUCGGUUGACGACCUCUUCCCCGAAGCCAGCGGACGUCCACUGCCUCGUCCAGCUUCAUCGUCGGCGCCAUCGUUCGGCAAAAAAAGCUACGGCAAUCGAGACGAUCCGGAAAUGUGGCUGGCGGCGCACCUCGUCCUGGCUGCCGGCCUGACCCAGGCACUGGCCUCCAACUGGCGCAGCAUUCGAGGCGACCGGCUCAACGCCGGCCUCUGUCCGGACUCGGACGACGACCUCUGCUCGAACGGGCGACCCGACAGCACGCGGCUGGCUUGCAAGUGCGACUACGCGUGCGCCAAGUUCGGCGACUGCUGCGUGGACGCCCCGCGAAGUCCGAGCCGCGAGCCCACGCACGCCUGGCAGUGCCACCCGAGCGGUUUCUUCUCCCUCAGGGCGUGUCCCGCCCGCUGGCCCACCGACGACGCCGUGCGGCGACUGUGCGAGGGAUGGGAGGACAGGGGCGGCCCCGAGAACGGCGACGACGACGGCGCGGACGUUCCUCCCGUCAAGCACUACCUGGAGGACGUGCCGGCCUUCUCGAGCGACUCGGAGCGCAUGUACUGGAACGUAUUCUGCGCCGCCUGCCACGGCGACGCCGUCCGGCUGGCCACGUGGCCCGCGAGCUUGGACUGCGACAGCGCUCCUCUCGGAGGUCGCGGUCCCGGUCCCGUGGUCAUCUUCGACGAGCGGUCUCUGCGGCAGCUCGUGGCCGUCGGCAACCUGAGCUACGUGGGCGACAACCGGUUCCUGGUGACCGAUCGCAACGAGAAGCACCGCUGCAUGCUGAGGGUGCAGAGGUCCAGCUGGAAGCACUUCUCGCAGGCGCACCUGCUGCGGUCCUGCGCGUCGGGCGCCGAGGCGGCUCCGCGCUGCCGCAACGGCAGCGCCGAACUUGUGUCCCGGUGCGGAGCCUACACGGCGUACGUGCACGACCGGGUGUCGCGGAGGAACUACCGCAACUACCACUGCGCGCUGUGCGACGUGACGCUGAAGCAGCGGCUCGCGUGCGGCGCGUACGCCGACGACCUGGAGCCCGAGGGCUCCGUGGUGUCGUACCAGUGGCAGAUCGAGUUCCGCGUCUGGCGGAACCCCGAGGACUCGCCGCUCGAGUGCCCCGACGACCGCCGCAUGCGGGACGACCUGACGGGCGCCUGCCUGCCGGUGGGCUGCGCGCCGGGCCUGGUGGCCGGGCCCGAAGGCAUGUGCGUGCCCGAGGACGUGGCGCAGCCGGACCCGUUCGGCAAGCCGCCGCCCGCCUGCCCCGUCAUCCAGCUGGGGUCCAAGCACGUGGGCCUGCUGCGCAACGGGUCGCUGCUGCUCAACGUGAGCCGAGGGCAGGUGUUCGCCCCCGACCAGUUCCUCCUGGUGGCCGAGGUCAACGACCAGAACCGAACGAUCGGCUGGUACGCACUGGUCUGCGCCUGCCACCGCAUCAGCUUCACGUGGACGCCCGCCCUGCUGUUCGUGGCGAGGCUGGCACUGGGCGUGUCCAUCCUGUGCCUCGCCGUCCUUUUGGUCACCAGGCUGCUCGAACUGCACGUGCGCCGCCACAAGAUGGCCGCCUGCCUCGCGGCGAGCGCCAUCUUGUCGCAGUUCACCCUCCUGCUCGAGCCUCACAUCGAGCCUUUCAGCCGGGGCUGCGCGGCCCUCGCCGUGGCCUGGCACUACUGGAACCUCGCCUGCGUCGCCUGGACCGUGGCGCUGUCCGGCGACGCAUACCGAGCCCUGCACGCGCUGCGUAGCAUGCGUCCGGACGGGCGCUCCAUACGCCAGCUAGGCCUACUUUGCUGGUUCAGUCCGGCGGCCAUAGUCGCCGCGGCGUUGGCCAUCGACAGACUGCAACCGGACUGGCCGCUGAGACCGCUGUACGGCGAGCCACUGUGCUUGCUCAACGAUUCCCUGGGCGCCGCGGUGUUUCUGGGCGUGCCCAUCGCCGCCAUGCUGCUGACAGCGGCCACUCUGCUAAGCCUCGUUGCGCCGAGGCUCUGCGGGGGGCCGCCGCCGCAGACGAAGCCGGCCAAGGUCGAGUUCCGCGCCGACCGCGUCCGCUUCUUCCGGCUCGCGGCGAUCGUGCUGCUCGCGGUGGUAACGUGGUCGUCGCCGCCGCUUGCCGUGGCGUUGCGGAUGCACGAGCUGUGGUACGCGUUCUUCGGCUGCCUCGCCGCCCAGGGCAUGGUGGCGCUCGUGGCGUUCGCCCCGCUCGGCCGCCUGGCGGCCCGGCUGCGCGGCACUCGUUCGGCGGGCGUGCUGGUCGCGAGCACGUCGGUGGGGCACCUGUCCGACUCGCAGCAGGUCCCCCCGCUGGCCACUACUACGAUGCCAGCCGACGCCGGGACGGGGCCGUACCGCAAGCGUCUGCCGUCGCAGGGGGCGGCGGUGGCGGCGGCGGCGCAGCAACACAGUUCGCCCAGCAGGCGCUCGUCGUGCAAGCCUAACCUCGAGCGUCGAUUCAGCAACAAGAGGCCGCUGGUCAUUGAGGACGAGUUGGAGAACAACGGCAAGGCUUGACUUUGGGAGGUGUGAAUGCGCGGUUCAUCGCGGUGGACGCUUAUUCUAGGCCGUGUCGAUCGUGCCGGCGCAAAAACGCGUUCAGUGUGCUAAACGACCGGCGUGUAAUAUACAAAUCUCGCGGAAGAGCUCGCAGGGGACACCGGUAACUGUCCUGACAGGCGGUCCCCGCGUCAUCGUCGAUACCGACGUGUCUUUGUUAGGCCUUGCAUAUCGGUGCAGCCUUAACGAAACAAGAAAAUUCUUGCGCUUUAAGUCGGCAGCAAGCGUUGGAGUGCUUCAGGCGCGCGCUGGAAAGCGUGUGCAGAGAACAGUAUAUUUCAAACUCCUUUGACGUGUUUUUCAAAGCUUUGUCGACGUUAUUUUCACUUCCUAAUGCACUUGAAAAGUGGUUCUACCUAGUCGUACGCACUUCCAACAUAGCUAGGUACAGCGCCUCUAAUUGAGCCUGUCCACGUAGUGGGUACCUCGCGCGUUCUCUAUGAUCAAGAGAGAAAGUUUAAUGGUAUCAGGAGAGGUAGCCUGGCGACAGGCUUGGCAUAAUCAGGUGUAUUGGUGAGAAACGAAAGAAAGGAAGUGAUGAAAAAAAAAAAGAGCCAGUGGUAUUCAUCUCAUGUGCCAAGCAAGUGGAAUAGAAACCUGCUACACCAUGGCCAUAUUCUCAACAUACGUGUAUAAUUUGCAAGAAACUGCGUCGUGAAGGAGUGCCGGCCAGGGGACAGCCUCGCGCGUGCGCUUUGUCUUGCAAUCGGUCGCAAAGGUGGAUUAACAUAGUAUACGCUGGUCAGCCGCCUCAUAUAUGUACAGCAUUUUGUCCGAAGCACUCGAGGUCGGACCGUGUCAGUAAGAAGUAAAAAAUGUUAUUUACUAGCGACGCCUUCUAUAUGCAAUGUUCCUUACACCAAAGGACACGUAAAACGAUUUCGUAAAUGGAGAGACGCUGCGAUCAAGUACGGAUACAUCGAUUCUGAUCGCGAAGGACUAAUAAAAGCAGCGAGGGACCGGCAUGCUACGCAAUGAAAAUGGCAAAUGCAAAGACCCAUGCCUCAAACGUGACGCGGCGACUUAGUCGAGACGUUUCGGCGCAAGCAAAUUUUGCCGUGUUCACAUUCUUCGAGCAUUCGACGUCGAGCUAAACAGCCACCUUCGCCAUUAACAAGUUUGCUCCCCUGCUGCACAGCUAUACGCGGACAUUCUUCGCCUUCGAUCGCCAAGUGUGCGCCUUCGUCAUGCAUAAAUGCCUGGUGUGUGAUAUGGACCAAUGCAAAAUGUGUUACGUAUGUGCUGUUGUGACAGCCAAGAGCAAUCUGCACUUUUUUAUAGUUUCGUUUUCAACUCCUAUUCUCUUAUACUCAUUUUUGGACACUACGAGGUGAAAUUCUCGCUGAAUAUCCCGAAGGUUGUGAACUCGUUCGAGGCGUCGGCAAGCCCCUCGGAAAGCGUUGGUGGUGCUAUAUAGUAUGAUGGUGCCAGAUUCACAGGCCGGCAAAUGUGCCGGCAAGUCGCAGAGCCCGGCGUGACGUAGUAACGCGAAUAGCCGCAAUACGCAUGGUAUGUAGGCACGUGGUGUAGGCUUUGAGAGCCACUGAACAGUUUAGUAUGAUGCAAGUUCACUCUUCUAUAACUUUUCGCUUUCGUUCGGCUGUAGAAUUACUCACUGAACGCCCUUAGCGCUUGUUCGUCCGGAAAUUUGCUCGCGACACCCCUUCCAUAAAGCGCUAAAACCCCUUCCAUACACGUUUUCGCCGACCAUGGUAAAAGCGGCGGUGGCGCGUAGAUGAAGGGGUUUUUACCCUUCGCACCUGCCCGCCUGGAAUAUUACUUUUCUGUGACUCCCCUAACGUCGUUGUCCAGAGAAUCACCUUUGACCUCUAGCAACCAUACCUCCGCGUAACUCCUCUUGCGAUUCUUUCGCUGGACAUUUUUUUUUUUCCUACGGCGUUUGCUCGGCAGGAUGAUUCGACUCGGUAGCAGGGAAAAUCACAGUUCACCAAACGACGAAACUGGAUAUACGUACUUAUACCGCCGCAAACUCCGCGAUCUGCCUCUCAUUGCCGGUUUCGAUCCUUUAUAACUCGGGAAAUAUCUGAAAGAAACCUGCCACUUUGAUGUUCGAAUUAAUUUCUUGUUGAUCUACGAUUAUCAGUUCUCGGGUAAUAGUAGCGGUCGAAAUCUGUGACGUCACAGGGAAUCAGAUAGAUAGAUAGAUAAACUUUAUUAAAAGAAUAAUCAGAAGGAUCGCCAAUAUUCAGGGGCCCCGAGUUGAGAAGAUGGCUCUUGUCAUCUUCUCAGCUCUCUGUAUCAGCAAGAGCUGGUCGUCGAGAGCCGAGCUGGACAGCAGUGCCUCCCAUUGCUCCCUCGUGGUGUUCGUGUCGGGGUGUUCUAUGUUGUGUAGUGUGCACUCCCACGUAAUGUGGUAUAGGGUUGGUGCGGCCCCGCACCACGGGCAUUCGUCCCUGUAGACUGUGGGGUGUACGCGAUGUAAUAUGUGUAGGUUCGUGUAAGUGCCUGUCUGGAGCCUACGCCAGGCAGCGGCAUCCUCUGUCUUUAGAUUUCAACGGGGUGGUGGAUAUCUUGUCGAGAUCGCGAUGAAGGCGUCGCCCAGCAGUUCUCUCCCAUUUCAUCUUUGAGCCACAAGGAGCCCUCUAUUCGACAAACGUAUGACUGAGUGCUACAUCUUACGACAGUGAUUUAGUAGUCUUGGCUGCUGGAUCUGUUAUCUCGAUCUAGAUCCACGUGGUUUUAUUUAUAGCAUCCCAUCAACAGAGAUAACAUCGCUGUACAGGAGACCCAGACAGGAAUGCGCGCUACCGACUGCCUCGCCAUCGCGGUGCCUCGGCAGAUCACCAGAUGGGAAACAUUCUUUAAGAGCACGUACGUCACCCCGCCGUUCCACCCCGGCGCGAAAAACUUGGACCACUCCCCAACGAAAGUUUGAAAAGCCAUGGUGGCCGCUUCUGGUGCAGCUAGCACUUUAACGUGCUGGACCCAGGAGGCAUGAGCCUACCAGGAGGCCCGGACUUGGGCUUCAGUUCCUUCGCUACCUAAUAAAUGUUAUUUCUCUCUUUCUCUCUCUGUACCAUAUGCCAUCAUGGCGGAAUGCGUACGUCCGCCUUGUCCAAAACCCGUCUGCUAGCUGUCAGCGCACCGCGUCGCAUCGCAAACCAGACAACGGCGAGGAAAGAGCCCGUAUUCUAUUGCCACAAACCUGCCGGGAAUCUAUACGAGCCGUCACGAAAAAAGCGCGGCGCACACGCAUCGGCCUAGGGAAGGAGGACUGCGAAGUUUCGGGGGGAAAGGGAAAGACGGCUAGUAAACCUGCGAGUGCCCCAAAGUCAAGCAUGCGUGCAACGCACACGCGCGACACGUUUUCUAAAACCGAGAAGAGGCGCGCUCUAAAGAGCGGUUCAGAAAUACACACCCGUUCGUUGUUUUUUUUCCCCCUCCCCCAGCGUCGACGAGUAGGCACCAUGUCAGAAAAUGUGUGCUGGCGGCGGCACCGCCGCCCCCACCAAAAAUAAAGCGAGGGUUUCGGCGAAGCUCGCGAGCGUGUUCAAGCGCAACUCCACGGCCCCCGACGCCAGAAAAAAGUUAUACUCAUCCUGAGAGGUGCACGUACGUCUGUCGCGACGCCGAGUCAGCGCGAAGACGCAGUCAGUCCCCAUGGCGGACCAUGGUGGUGACGUCACGCGCACGAACACAAAACAAGCUCGUGGUGAAGCGUCCUUGCGUUCCGAAGUGGCUUCGGGGUUGUCAAAACGGCGUCUUCGAUGAUGGCCUGGGUGUGCUAUUCUGGAUACUCCCAAUUCUGCCACGUUGGCGUUUUGAGCCAAUCGGAGGGCCCCGUGACCCAAUCGGAGCCGACACGGAGGGACUGAAAGACUAGGAGGGAGCGUCACGUGACAACCCUGAAGCCCUGUGCUCCGUUCCAUACAUAGCAGUCAACGCUGUGGAAGCUACGCAAGGAGUUCGGUCAAGAAAAGUUAUCACUCUGCACGUUCCAUCCAUGCUUCGCUGCGCACCAACAGUGUUCGCUUGCAGGAGCACGCACGUUAGGCUCCUCGCGACGGGUUGCAAAUAAAAAACCCGUAAAGAACAAAAACAAGAAUGAUCUAAAACAACGCAUUAGCAGCCGCAUACCACAGUGUGUUUGUUUCUAAGAGUUAAACCUUGUGUCAUUCAGCACUGAGCCUAUAUAAACAAAAGGUGCGCACAAUUGCAGUAAAAAAAACAUCGGACUAUGUUCAAGUGCGAACGAAGCCACUGCAAGAAGCGUCUCUGGCCUCCACAGCGUUAACUGGUAAGUAUGGAAUGGAGCAUGGAGGACGGAAAAUGACAGGAGGGAGCAUACCGCAACAUGAUUGAAGCCAACUUCGUUGCCCAACACGUGAUCGCGAAAUGCAAAAACACCCAUGUGCUUAGAUUUAAGUGCACGUUAAAGAACCUGUUGCAAAUGGGUCGCAAGCCCCAAGGGUAGCGUUGGCCUGGCGGCCUGGGGCGCAGCUGGAAGCAUCCGAAGGUCCUGGCAAAGGAUGAGUCUACUGCUAACAGAACAACUUGUUUAUUCUAGCAUCGCAAAAGAGCGGCCGGUCAGGUCGACCGAAGUGGAGAAACAGGAGACCACGUUACUCGACUGAAUAAAUCGAAGCUUCUCUCUUGGCGUCCGGGGGCAGCUGCUUUUAUACUCUCGGAGUCGAGGGCAAGAAGGAACGACUCGGAUGAGGCGCACGUGACGGCGGCGCAUGGACACGUUGUGACAAGAAGUGACGUAUCCGCCGUGCCGGCGCCGGUCAGACCUCCUCGCUUCGCCGUUGGGGAGCUCCUCUCCCCGGCUGCCGCGCUUUGACAAGCGUGGGCACCAACAUGCACACACGCACACACGAAGACAUGUGGCAUUGAAACAUGCCUGGACGCGCUUGGCAGGAGGCGUUGUGGCAGCGCUGAACUGGCCAAAAUGUCCGCCGCUUUGAACGAAGCCCCGGCGUCCGUUACAUCCGCGCCGGCUAUACCGCACGUCGGAGGCGAAACGUAACAAACCCCAAGUGGUCGAAAUUUCCGGAGUCCUCUACUACGGCGUGCCUCAUAAUCGGAAAGUGGUUUAGGCACAUAAAACCCCAUAAUUUAAAUUUUUAAUUUAAUUUUAACGCAUGAUUGCACAUCAAAGUUCGCGGCUGGUUUUACUGUUCCCGCUCUGCAGGCAGAACCACGGCUGGGCAGCUGAACCAGCGCGCACCGAACAAAAACUACUAACAUAGCUACUGGAAAGCAAACGUCUCAGCAAAUCUCGAUUCUUCCUCCGUGAUCUCAAAGCAAAAGGUUACAUGUUGGGCCACCACAGUGGCCUCGCGAUGCAGUGCUUGCUCCUAUAUUUUUCCUUCCUCCAUGGAACAGAGUAUAGUCAUAAAAGUUAGCGGAAAGGCUCGUGGAAAAUAUACAGGCGGUAAUUUCUGGCAGAUGAGCGUGCGGAGGUUGUAAUGGGAGGAGAGAGAGUACAGAGGGUGACGAAGGGGGUCACUAAUACCUAACACGAGCCCAGCAGUGCCUUGAAAGGUCCACCAACCAAGAGGGCUUAUUUCCCAAGCGUCAGCGCGCAGAUGGGCCUUUGAAGGAGAGGGGGCGGAUUCAGAGGAGGCUGACUUGCCGAAGUUAGCCGCCUGACGUCAUUCUUACACGGCUGGAAAGGUGCUGAAUUCGUCAUUACGGCAGAAUUUGACAGGGUCCAGAAUAACACCCCCCUGGUUAGAGUAACGAGGUCGUUGAAGUUUCCAGAGGCACACACUGCACGCGAGGUCCUUGUGGCAUUUUCAAGCUGUCUUGCAGGGUUCACAAGAUGUUUUUAGUUAUGGCGGGCGCAUGGGAAAUUGGCAAUGUUCGCCGGCAUGCACGACAGAUUCAUGGCGACGUGUCUUGCUGUUUUUUUAGUUGUACCUCUGUGACGUUGGGCAACUUAGCAGUUGCAUGCCCGUUUGUCUGCCAACAUUCUUCAGCACGGUUCUGUAGUUUGCAAUCUGUGUACUCCGUCCACGCACAAUAUGCAAUGCUCUCGCGACUUUUGGCGCCACCAAACUUCACUCAUUACCUCGUUUCUUUCACCUCUAAUCUUCUGCUUACAUCUCCAUCAGCUGUUUCUUUUUCGUCACCUGCUUACAAGUGUUGCAUUAAACUUUCAGCUUUCGCCGGAUGCCUGGCUAAUAAACGAUUACGAAUGACA
Messenger RNA from Dermacentor andersoni, 10984 nucleotides. RefSeq lists its product as uncharacterized. Gene Ontology annotation, molecular function: G protein-coupled receptor activity. Gene Ontology annotation, cellular component: membrane. Gene Ontology annotation, biological process: cell surface receptor signaling pathway; G protein-coupled receptor signaling pathway. NCBI's taxonomy places the organism in Eukaryota, Metazoa, Arthropoda, Arachnida, Ixodida, Ixodidae. The record is from RefSeq and is a predicted model, not a curated record.